This is a messenger RNA of Meloidogyne enterolobii, 414 nucleotides long. NCBI's taxonomy places the organism in Eukaryota, Metazoa, Nematoda, Chromadorea, Rhabditida, Meloidogynidae. The record is from the annotation of a GenBank genome assembly.
AUGGAAGAAGGGGAAGAAGCUCUAUUUUUUCGUAAUGACAGAGGCCCUUCAUCUCCAAUACGUUCACCUCCUAUCGGGCCGAGUGGAAGAAAUGCUAUUUCCUUUGGUUCCCAAAUGUUGGCUGUAGGCGCCGGUUUCUGCGUUUUCAUUGUCCUUUUGGCAUUUUUUGCUGCUAUUCAACACCGAAAACGUCGACGUGCAUCUUCUUCAGCUAGCACUUCCCGUUCUCCAUUAAUUCACAAAUUUUCCUCAGCAUCUGCUUAUGGGCAGCGUCACCAUUCUGCAAGUCAAGCGAUACCUCCACCAUUACCUCCACCACAAUAUUUGAGAUGUUCUAACCAGGCAUGUUUUGUUGAAGAAAUAAAUUUGUAUUUUAUUCAUUUAAAAAUCAGAAUAAAAUCUAAACUUGUUUAG